AGUGGGCACGGAACAGGCUGUUGGCAUUCAAGGGGUGUUUGGAUAAUACUCUCAGACACUGGGUUUGGAUUUUGGGUGGUCUUGUGUGAAGCUGGGAAUUGGACUCGAUGAUCCUUUUGGGUCCCUUCCAACUCAGGAUAUUCUAUGAAAAUAAGAUUUGCCCUCAAUAGAAAAGGCAAUUAAAUUAAAUUAAAAGUUCUUUAAAAAUUCUUUAAAAAAUUAAAGAAUAUAGAAAUGGAUGAGUUGAAUCGGUCUCAUUCCACCUGGCUGCUCCCUAGCUGGGGUCUGAUAUCUGUGGCUGGGCUAUGCUGGGGAGAAUCUGUUGAGGCUUUUUUGCCUUAACAGCUUAGAAGAGAGCUCCUCUUGGGUAAGUUUGGCUACUGGAAAGAUUAUGUACUUAGUGAGUACAAGUCAUCCGGGCUUCCUUUAUGAUCAACAAAGAAAGACUUGCACCUUUAAAAUGUCCUGUACAAAGACAGUGGCAAGAUAAAUGUUUCAGCAAGCAGUUAAACUCUACCUUUUCUGGGAUGAAGUAGUACAAUGCAGCAAAGUUCACAUGUGUGCACACCAGCUCUGGCAUGUGUCAGAUCCACUUUUGAAGCAGUUGAAGCAUGCCAAACAGGGAGAAAUGCAAACUAGGGUGUUUGUUUGAGGUGAACAGAAUGAUCUUCACUGGUCUUUGCUAAUAUUCUCCAGUCUUUGCCAACAGAAGCAGCUCAGUUCAAGGGCAGAUGGGCACCAGGGCUGCCACAGGCUGAACCAAGCUACCAAGAGUUCUAGUAACAGUGGUGGAGCUGACCAAGGGACAUCUGCUGCUGCCAACAAGCUGGAGAUCCUGGAGGAGAAAGAGAUCUUCCUCUUCUGGAGGAGGAAAGUGGAGCACUGCAAGGCAGUAAGUUCACAUCCGAACCAUCGUGCUUUGUAGCGGACAGGUCGGAAAAGACCGCAUAACCUGGAGCAGUUCAUUUGACUGAAUGGAACAUCUGUUGUCCGUCAAGAACUUGGAGCAUGGCAAUGAGUGAUGUCAGUGAGUCUGUGGUCCUGAGCAAUGGCAGCAUCUUGUCAAAUGCUACCAGCCCAAGUAUUGUUGCGGCUAAUGAUGGAGACGUUGCUUUCCAGCAGCUCCCAUCCAAGGAAACACCAAGAGCAAAAGCAAAUCCAAAUGGCUGCCUGCAAUUUAAUGGUACAAUCAAACCAUCCUUUCUGCCUUUAGACAACCAAAGAACUCAGCAGAUGUUGUCACAAUGCUGCCACCCUUGCCCAUACCAUCAUUCUAUAAGUAGCCAUAAUAACAGGCAAGAAUGUCAUUCAGUGGUUGGCAGCUCAGCACCAUCUCCUAUGACUUCGUGCUGCAUGCAGCCACAUACUGAGUAUUCAGCAUGUAUUUGCCGAAAACACACACCCAUAUAUCAGCCUGCCUGCUGUCUUCAGCCUUCCCCAUCCUUCUGCCUUCACCAUCAGUGGCCUGACCAUUUUCAGCAUCAACCUGUGCAACAGCAUAUAGCCAGGAUAAGCCGCAAAUUCCUCCAUCUGUCCAGGAAGGAAGAACAAAGCCUGUGCCUGUUGAAGUCACAUAUAUUACACCUGAAGUCCCCCUGUUCCAGAGUGAAACUUAGGCCAGCCAGACCAUUCAAGUUACCAAAAAGCUAUGCUGCUCUGAUAGCUGACUGGCCCGUGGUGGUCCUGGGCAUGUGUACUGUGUUAAUAGUGGUCUGCGCACUGGUUGGAAUAUUAGUUCCAGAUCUCCCAGAUUUCUCUGAUCCAUUGCUGGGUUUUGAACCAAGAGGAACGGCAAUAGGACAGAGAUUGGUUACAUGGAACAAUAUGGUGAAAAACACAGGAUACAAAGCAACACUAGCGAAUUAUCCUUUUAAAUAUGCAGAUGAGCAAGCUAAAAGUCAUCAAGAUGACAGAUGGUCAGAUGAUCACUAUGAAAGAGAAAAGAGACAAGCAGAAUGGAACUUUCACAAGGAUACCUUUUUUUGUGAUAUUCCAAGUGAUCGCUAUUCGCGAGUGGUGUUUACAUCAACAGAAGGAGAGAAUUUAUGGAAUUUGAAUGCAAUUAAGUCAAUGUGCAAUGUAGAUAACCUAAGGAUCAGAUCCCAUUCCCAGUUCGGUGAUCUCUGCCAGAGAGCCACUGCUGCUUCUUGCUGUCCCAGCUGGACACUGGGCAACUAUAUUGCCAUCCUAAACAACAGGUCAUCAUGUCAAAAAAUUGUAGAACGGGACGUCUCUCACACCCUAAAGCUGCUUCGCACGUGUGCCAAAUACUAUUACAAUGGAACCCUGGGGCCAGACUGCUGGGAUAUGAAUGCCAAAAGGAAGGACCAACUCAAGUGUACAAAUGUGCCUCGCAAAUGUACCAAGUACAAUGCUGUUUACCAGAUCCUUCACUAUCUAGUGGACAAGGAUUUUCUAAGCCCAAAGACAGCUGACUAUGUCUUACCAGCUUUAAAAUAUAGCAUGCUCUUCUCUCCAACUGAGAAAGGAGAAAGCAUGAUGAGUAUUUACCUUGAUAACUUUGAGAACUGGAACUCUUCAGAUGGUGUGACAACCGUCACAGGAAUUGAGUUUGGAAUAAAACAUAGUUUGUUUCAAGAUUACCUGUUGAUGGAUACUGUGUAUCCUGCCAUAGCCAUUGUAAUUGUUCUGUUAGUUAUGUGUGUGUACACUAAGUCCAUGUUUAUCACGCUGAUGACUAUGUUUGCAAUAAUUAGUUCCUUGAUUGUUUCUUAUUUUCUGUAUCGAGUAGUAUUUAAUUUUGAGUUCUUUCCAUUCAUGAAUCUCACUGCAUUAAUUAUUCUUGUUGGGAUCGGAGCAGAUGAUGCUUUUGUCUUAUGUGACGUUUGGAACUACACAAAAUUUGAUAAACCUCAUGCUGGAACUUCUGAGACAGUGAGCAUCACGUUGCAGCAUGCUGCUCUUUCCAUGUUUGUCACCAGUUUUACCACCGCUGCUGCCUUCUAUGCUAAUUAUGUCAGCAAUAUCACAGCAAUCAGAUGUUUUGGUGUCUAUGCUGGCACUGCCAUCUUGGUAAAUUAUGUUUUAAUGGUUACUUGGCUACCUGCUGUAGUUGUGUUACAUGAACGUUAUCUUCUCAAUAUUUUCAGUUGCUUUAAAAAACCUCAGCAGAGGGUGUACAACAACAAAAACUGCUGGACAGUGUUGUGCCAAAUGUUCCACAAGGUUAUUUUUGCAGUCUCAGAAGCAUCCAGGAUAUUUUUUGAAAAAGUUUUGCCAUGCAUUGUUAUCAAAUUUCGUUAUAUUUGGCUUUUCUGGUUCCUUGCCUUAACAAUUGGUGGAGCAUACAUUGUCUGUAUAAAUCCAAAGAUGAAAUUGCCGUCAUUGGAGCUCUCUGAGUUUCAGGUAUUUAGGUCUUCUCACCCCUUUGAACGAUACGAUGCAGAAUACAAAAAGCUUUUCAUGUUUGAACGUGUCCACCACGGAGAGGAGCUCCACAUGCCAAUUACGGUAAUCUGGGGUGUCACGCCUGAAGAUAAUGGUGACCCUUUAAAUCCUAAAAGUAAAGGGAAGCUGCAACUAGAUAGCAGUUUUAAUAUUGCUAGCCCGGCUUCACAGGUUUGGAUUUUGCGCUUCUGUCAGAAGCUAAGAAAUCAAACAUUCUUUUAUCAGACUGAAGAACAAGACUUCACAAGCUGCUUUAUUGAAACAUUUAAGCAGUGGAUGGAAAAUCAGGACUGUGAUGAGCCAUCUCUUUACCCCUGCUGCAGCCACUGGAGCUUUCCGUACAAACAAGAAGUCUUUGAGUUAUGUAUCAAGAGAGCUAUAAUGGAGCUAGAAAGAAGCACAGGGUACCAUUUGGAUAGCAAAACCCCAGGGCCUCGCUUUGACCUGAAUGACACUAUCAGGGCAGUGGUGCUGGAGUUCCAAAGCACCUACCUCUUCACACUGGCUUAUGAGAAAAUGCAUCAGUUCUACAAAGAGGUGGACUCGUGGAUUUCAAGUGAGCUUAGUUCAGCUCCUGAAGGUCUUAGCAAUGGUUGGUUUGUAAGUAAUUUAGAAUUUUAUGAUCUACAGGACAGUCUUUCUGAUGGUACUCUGAUUGCCAUGGGUCUUUCAGUUGCUGUUGCAUUUAGUGUAAUGCUUCUUACAACUUGGAACAUUAUUAUAAGCCUUUAUGCAAUAGUUUCAAUCGCUGGAACUAUUUUUGUCACUGUAGGUUCUCUGGUUCUUCUUGGAUGGGAGCUAAAUGUAUUAGAAUCUGUCACUAUUUCUGUGGCUGUCGGCUUGUCUGUAGACUUUGCUGUUCAUUAUGGAGUAGCUUAUCGCUUAGCCCCUGAUCCUGACCGAGAGGGAAAAGUGAUUUUCUCUCUAAGCCGAAUGGGUUCUGCUAUUGCAAUGGCUGCAUUGACAACGUUUGUAGCUGGAGCAAUGAUGAUGCCCUCUACAGUGUUGGCAUACACGCAGCUUGGCACGUUCAUGAUGCUAAUAAUGUGCAUUAGUUGGGCUUUUGCAACAUUCUUCUUCCAGUGCAUGUGCCGAUGCCUUGGACCCCAGGGCACUUGUGGCCAGAUCCCGCUACCAAAAAAACUGCGCUGUAAUGCCUUUUCUCAGACCUUUUCAGGAGCCCAGGGGGGAAGAGGUCAAAAUAAAUCACAUCCCAUUAGCAAAUACCAGCUGGACUCCAGAGGUCAGAAGCCAGAAAUGGAGCAUGAGCACUAUGAGCUGGAGCCACUGGCAUCACAAGCAGGUAUCUGUAACCCUGCAGAGAAAGUGACUUAUGAAGAAACUCACAUCUGCUCGGAACUCUUCAGCAGCAGGCCCCAGAACACAUGUAUUCCUAUGCAUUCAGUGUAUAAUAGUGAAGUGAGCAAAAGCAUUAAAAACGUUGCUGGUUCAGCUGUGCUACAGUCGUCUAUUGACCAACAUGCUCUGUGCCCGCUCUUCUCUCAAAACAGGCAGUGCAGUUGCCCGGAUCCAUAUAAGCAGGUAACAGUAAAGUGGAGCCCACACUCAUGUCAACAGCUAAGCGAUCCCUUCUGUUACCAGUGUUCUCCUUCCCCUGGAGCCGUGCAGAUCCAAAGCUCUGUGACUCCCAUAAAUACUUUACAGCAAACUACUGAAAGUUAUGUGCAUCCUGUCCAGCAUGUCCUCCAUUGCAGCUGCCUUCAAGGAAGGCUCAAAAGAACGAUGACGCAGAACUCGCUGCCGAAAAACUUUUUCCUCCAGUCAGUGCAACAGUUUCAGGCACAUCAAAGAGUAAACAGGACAGAUGCUCACCAAAACCCAGAGGAAAACGUAAGAACGAUUCCAAAGGUGAUGAGCUCCUCACAGUUUCUGUGCCGAAAUGUAGGGCCUCUAAUUGUGCAUUGCUCUGAAUGUGACAACAGCAUAUCUAACAACCAAAAGGGACUCUGUCAGAAGGCAGACAAGUGUGAUGAAAAGGGUGGCACAGAAGCCAAUGGGGUGGAAAGCAAGAAAGCCUCUAUAUCAAAGCAGAAAAAGAAAGCUGAGAGCAAAAUAGAUCAGUGUUCUUUGCAGAAUGACCAAGUUUUGAAGGGUGACCACGCUGCUAAAAAACACCUGCUGAAUAGGUCAGUAGGAGAGGCUCACUGUGAAGGUUGCCAUGAAAACUCACACUGUUGUAGCAGAGCUGUUGCAGUGAAGUGCAAUUCUGUUGACUGUCAAAUGCCAAACAUCGAAGCCAAUGUGCCUCCUAUGUUAAUGCGCCCAGAACUUUCCAAUGAAAGUUUGUUAAUAAAAACGCUAUAAUAAAUCUUUAA
This is a messenger RNA of Meleagris gallopavo (turkey), 5744 nucleotides long. RefSeq names its product dispatched RND transporter family member 1 (gene DISP1). Gene Ontology annotation, cellular component: membrane. Gene Ontology annotation, biological process: smoothened signaling pathway. The record is from RefSeq and is a predicted model, not a curated record. Lineage: Eukaryota; Metazoa; Chordata; Aves; Galliformes; Phasianidae. Gene Ontology annotation, molecular function: peptide transmembrane transporter activity.